This is a messenger RNA of Lycium ferocissimum, 1708 nucleotides long. RefSeq names its product omega-3 fatty acid desaturase, endoplasmic reticulum. The record is from RefSeq and is a predicted model, not a curated record. Gene Ontology annotation, biological process: lipid metabolic process. The coding region runs from base 277 to 1413 and encodes 378 amino acids. Gene Ontology annotation, molecular function: oxidoreductase activity, acting on paired donors, with oxidation of a pair of donors resulting in the reduction of molecular oxygen to two molecules of water. NCBI's taxonomy places the organism in Eukaryota, Viridiplantae, Streptophyta, Magnoliopsida, Solanales, Solanaceae. The transcript is spliced from 9 exons.
UUUGAAGCCAACCCCGCCACUAACUUAUUGGGGGGCGAUCAAGGAUAAUUAUUGGCUACGUAUUGCUUUUUUGUAUUCAUGCUACAUUUGCUGCACUUUUUGUACAAUCCUUGCACCGAUGGAGCUCGAGAACAGGCUUAGGAGCUGACUUUGGAGAUUCUGACUUUUAGCCAGCAUUUAAGGUAACUGAACGAGAGGCGCAGUGUAGAGGAAUACGGAGAGCUGUCAAAAGGUUCAGAGUUGAAGACUCUGGACGCGACGAGAGCAUUAAUUUAAAUGGGGUCUCUGGGAAUAAGUGAGAUUGAUUAUAAGAGCAGCAAUGAGAACGAGAUUGAGUUUGAAUUCGAUCCCAGUGCCCCUCCUCCAUUUAGGCUGGCUGAGAUACGAAAUGCAAUUCCUAAGCAUUGUUGGGUUAAGGAUCCAUUCAGGUCCUUGAGUUAUGUAUUCAGGGACCUAAUAUUGGUUGCUGCAUUCAUUGGAAUUGCAAUUUACUUGGAUAGUUGGUUAUUUUACCCAAUUUACUGGGCUAUCCAAGGCACCAUGUUUUGGGCAAUCUUUGUUCUUGGACAUGAUUGUGGGCAUGGCAGCUUUUCAGACAGCCAGUUGCUAAAUAAUGUGGUUGGUCACAUGCUACAUUCUGCUAUUCUGGUACCCUACCAUGGAUGGAGAAUCAGCCACAAAACCCACCAUCAGAACCAUGGAAAUGUGGAGACUGAUGAGUCUUGGGUGCCGAUGCCGGAAAAGCUAUACAAGAAAGUGGGUUAUUCAACAAAGAUUCUAAGAUACAAAAUCCCAUUUCCAUUGUUAGCAUAUCCAAUGUACUUGAUGAAGAGAAGUCCAGGAAAAUCUGGUUCUCAUUUCAACCCAUACAGUGACUUGUUUCAACCCCAUGAGAGAAAAUAUAUUAUAACAUCAACUAUAUGCUGGACUAUCAUGGCAACUCUCCUCGUUUACCUAUGCACCGUCUUUGGUACUCUCCAAAUCUUCAACAUUUACGGCGCUCCUUAUUUGAUUUUCGUAAUGUGGUUGGACUUUGUUACUUACUUGCAUCACCAUGGCUAUGAGAAGAAGCUUCCUUGGUACCGUGGCAAGGAAUGGAGUUAUCUAAGAGGGGGACUAACAACAGUUGAUAGGGACUACGGAUUGUUCAAUAACAUACAUCAUGACAUUGGAACACAUGUUAUUCACCAUCUAUUUCCUCAAAUACCACAUUAUCACUUGAGAGAAGCGACAAAAGCAGCAAAAGUAGUACUUGGGAAGUAUUACAGAGAGCCAAAGCAAUCAGGGGCAAUUCCAUUUCACUUGGUUAAGGAUAUAACAAGGAGCAUGAAGCAGGAUCAUUAUGUUAGCGAUUCUGGGGAGAUUGUGUUCUAUCAGACAGAUCCACACCUCUUCCAAUCCAAGACUGAAUGAAUCUCAUCAAAAGAACCUACUGUCUCAUUAAUUAAUUAACUAGUUGGUCUUAGCUAGAGUUUUGUAAUGCCAAACAAUCGAAAAAUAGAUUUGAGCGCUUUUUCAUUUGUUAGUCCGUUAUUUAUUUCUCUCUUGAAAAACACAUCAACAAGAAAGAACAGGGCUUUUUCUUCUCGCUUUUUGCGUCGAGGACAUGUUUCAUGCUUUAUUUCUAUUCCUUUUUCUUUCUUGCUUCAGCAACCGUUUGUUUUAAUUCCAAUCAGAGGGGAAAAGACAGUAAUAUAUGGUUUGCUUC